GCAACAAGUGACACACUAUCGCAGAUUUGCUGCUGCCGUUCAGGACCGAUUCGAUCAUCCGCAGGUUGACGUUCGACGGCAAGAAGAAAUGGCGAUGUCUAUGUUCUUUGAUUGAAUAGAUAUCUUUCACGACAAUGUCUCACGGUUAUUACCAGCAUCAGUGGGGCCAUGCUCAGGACAGCCUGACUGAGCUUCUCACCCAGGAACUUCCCCCUGAGCCCUCCAAGCCAGAGAAGGACCGCCUGACGGCCUUCCAGAACAUUGCCACUCUCUAUAUCAAGUACCUGCAGAUCUUCCAGCGGUUGGAGCAGUGCUAUGACCAGAUCGUACACCCACAGAAGCGCCGGGUGCUGCGGCAUGUCCUGGAUGGGGUCAUGGGUCGCCUGCUGGAGCUCAAGAAUGAGAUGGUCCUGCUGGAGUUCUCCGAGUUCCAUUACUUCGACGACAUACUGUCUGAUCUGAAGCUGACCCCUAAUGAUAUUGAAGUACCAAUACCUAAAUACUUCCUCAACGAGCGGUCCAAGGUACUCCAGGAGCGUGAAAAACUGCUGGGCCAAAUCCUGGCCAAAAUGGGCCCUCCUGAUGAGAAAAAAGAGGAGGUUACCAUGACAACAGAUGAAGCUGCGAGACUCAUCCAGGUGCAUGAGAGAGCUCGACAGGGUCGCCUGAGGGCCAAGUUUAUGCGCGAAAUCCGGCUGCAGGAGGAGAGGGAACGAAUGGCAGCCAAUCGGGGGGCGCCAACCGUGGAUGCCGACGUGGCUGCUGUGAGAAUACAGAAGGUAUGGAAAGGCUUUGCCAUUCGCAAGCGAGUUCGCCGGGAGCGAGAAGAAGAAAUGAUGUUUAUUGGAAUGAACCCUCCACCGCCCCCAAGUAACCCCAAGUUAGCUCCGACCUCCCUGGCCGAACGCACCGAGUCCAACCGCCGGGUGACCCAGACCGAGCACGAGCGAGAAUUCCAGCAGGCGCUGGUCACCAUCAAGGAUAAGCUGAGGGAAGUCGAGGGACCAGACAUGAAGGAGAACAUGCAGGACCAGAUCCGACAGUGGUUCCUGGAAUGCAGAGAUGCCACGGGUAAAUUCCCUGAUUAUCCUACUGAGGAUGAAGGAGGCUCGGCCGCCAUCUUCAAGGAGAAGGAUCCCGCUGAAGUUGAAGCAGAAUUGAGGGAGAAGGAGGAUGACAAAGGAAAAGGGAAAAAAGGAAAAAAAGAGAAGAAAGAGAAAAAGAAAGACAAGAAGAAAGACAAGAAGGGCAAAAAAGGAAAGAAAGGCAAAGGAGGCGAUGAUGAGGAAGAAGAGGAAGGAUUUAAGCUUCAGCCAUCCAACUUCCUUGGGACUGUGUCUGACUCCACCCAAGCAUAUGAAACUGUGUGGAAGGAUCGCAAUGAAGAGCAUAACUUCAGCCAGAAGCACGACUCGGAGCUGAUCAAGGAAGAGAAGCGGAUUGAGGUUGAGACGGAGAUAAGAACCCAGGUAGAUGAGCUGAUGAGACAGGAGCUCAAGAACCUCAAAUUGGCAGUUGACCGUGACAAGGGCAAAGGAAAAAAGGGCAAGAAGGGAAAAAAGAGUGGAAAGAAAAGCGGCAAGAAGAAGAAAAAGAAGAAGAGUGGGAAAAAGAGUGGAAAAAAGGGCAAAAAAGGCAAGAAAGAGAAGGAUCUCACACCAGACAGGACCAUUGAGUCUCUCUAUGAAGAGUUAGUGCAGGAGGGCAUCAUUGUACGGCCGCCCAAGUUUGGUCUUAGAGACUACUUGGGUGAAUACAGCUACCUGGGCACGACGCUACGACAGAACAACAUUGAGCCCAUGCCUUCACUAUCUGAUGUGCGACAAUUGGUGGCGCUUUAUGGGGUUCUACCACUCGGUUCACAGUCUGUCCACGAGAAAGCACCCCUGGUCAAAUCCAUGCUACUGGCUGGUCCUCGCGGCACUGGUAAACGCAGCCUGGUCAAUGCCAUCUGUACUGAGACCGGUGCCAACCUGUUUGACCUGACGGCGACUAACAUCGCGGGCAAGUACCCCGGCAAGAGUGGCCUGCAGAUGCUGAUCCACUUAGUCUUGAAGGUUGGCAGGAACUUGCAGCCCUCAGUGGUGUAUAUUGGUGACGCCGAGAGAACUUGGCUCAAGAAGGUUCCCAAGACAGAUAAGUCUGACCCAAAGCGACUCAAGAAAGAGAUCCCCAAGUUCUUGAAGUUGCUGAAGCCGGAAGAUCGCAUGCUCCUGGUGGGUACCUCCAGGGCACCUUAUGAGUGUGAGAUGAAGGGAUUAACUGGUGCCUUCCAGAAGAUAAUCCUGAUCCCAAGACCGGACUAUGCUUCAAGACACUUGCUGUGGCGUAAUCUGAUCGUGCAGAACAACGGUAUCCUGACCAACACGCUAGACAUCAGCUCCCUGGCCAAAGUGACGGACGGCUACACCCAGAAGCACAUCCUGACCUCCUGCCAGCAGGUGCUGACCGACCGGCGUGUGGCCCAGCUCAACAAGCGGGCGCUGGCGGCGGCUGAGUUCAUCCCACCACUGGCCCGCAUCGACCCCAUCUACAAGGAGGAGGAAGAGGCCUUCAAGACGUGGUACAGUAAGACCCCACUGGGCAAGAAGAGGGCCAAGGCGGCCGAGGGGGGCGAUGAUGACGACGGCAAAGGGAAGAAAGGAAAGGGAAAGAAAGGCAAGAAGGGCAAGAAAGGAAAGAAGAAGAAGUGAGGCUCUCCACACCCCCAUUUCCUCAAAGAGAAGAGAUUUGGUUUCAAGACAAAAUGCUUUGGGUUUUGGCAGAUCCAGAGGGUAACUGGGGCUUUGUUUUUUUUUGCAUUUCAGAGACAUCAAUUUGUACAAAAUGUUAAAUUUUAUGACCAUCUUCUUCACUUGGUAGUGCCUUUUUGUACAGUUCCUCAGAAGUUCAGAUUUAGUAGAGACCCGACUACUUCAGCUACAGUGAUGAAUUCAUGAAUUUGUGUAUAACACACUCUUGGAACUGAAGUACAGAGAAUUAGCAUCAACAGGAUUCUUGAACAGCAUUGAUGUGUGCUAGGCCCAAAUCUUCUUGUGAAGGUGUGCUGGACUGUGCAUUUUAUGGUUGCAUGCUUAAUGUGCAUACAUGCUGCGUUAUUACCUGGCUGUCAUGCAUUGUUUAUGCGCCAGUAAAUUCCUUUCAAAUUAAGAAAACAGAUGUAAAAUAUAAAGUCUGCCACAAACUGCUUGCUGACUAGUGACCUGAAGUCUAGUGUACACAAAUCAAGAAAGUCAGGGGGUUAGAUGUUUUCAUCAGAGCAGAAUCUUUCUCUAGUUGUUUGCAUGUCUUCAGUGUGCGCUCAACACGGGCCUUGCCGCUUGAACUGGAUUCCAUUUGAAAGGCCAGCUAGUGAUUCCGUCCACUUUCUUGUUACAGCUGGCUAGCCAUAAGUGUGUAUAAAAUUAAGAGCUCUUUCAUUAGUCAGUCUUUGGAACCAUGUUUUACCUACUGGAUCUGUCCCAGCCACACCACCGGUGUGCACUUGCAUAUAUGUGGAAUGUACAUUUUGUUGGUGAUAAUUUUAUCAAUUUCCAGGAUUUGGAAUGUAAUGGGGAAACAAAGUUAUUUUGUAAAUAAACCCCAGUAAUAACAAAUACAGUGCCCAGAAUAAUCCGUCCGUAUUUUUUUAAAGAAAAAGUCUUUAGCGUUCUUCCAAUUUUUGAGUAUUUCACUACGUGCCGUCCAAAUAACAGACAAUGCGCAGGAAGAAUAUUUGAAUAUUGUGAAGAAAUGGCUCACCGAGUUGCCUUGUGUGUUGCAGAGUACUAUAACCUUUUGGGAUUUGUGGAGUGUUUGAUGUAGUUGAAUGUGUAUAAAACAGGAAAUUCCUCCAAAAUGGAGCUGGCUUUGAUAAAUUGUUUUGUUUUGGUAAAUAACUCAAAGCACAUGAAGGUACAAUCUGAUAAAGUCAACCUCUUCUGCCUUUUGUAUUCUUCAAAAUUACAAGAGAAACUGAUUAUCAAUUAUUAAACACAAUCACCUUGUAUGAAGAGUUUAAAUGAAAUGGCUAGCCAAACUAUAUAUGAUAAUAUUCCACUCUGACAGAGAUUUACAGCAAAUAAUUGACAGCUGAAUAACUGCAUGUUCUGGAUUGACAUUUUAUCAAUACUGAAUAUUAACCUAAACCAUAUAUGCAAUAUUAUAACUUGCCUGUAAACCUUGGGCCAGGUGCUACAGCAAAUAUCAUUGCAAAUAAAGGAAAGAUUCCAGUUGAAAACAA
Messenger RNA from Acanthaster planci (crown-of-thorns starfish), 4222 nucleotides. It is a transcript of the gene iqca1, whose product is annotated as IQ motif containing with AAA domain 1. The record is from RefSeq and is a predicted model, not a curated record. NCBI's taxonomy places the organism in Eukaryota, Metazoa, Echinodermata, Asteroidea, Valvatida, Acanthasteridae. Gene Ontology annotation, molecular function: ATP binding; ATP hydrolysis activity.